Molecule: messenger RNA, 1488 nt
Organism: Sclerotinia sclerotiorum 1980 UF-70
Lineage: Eukaryota; Fungi; Ascomycota; Leotiomycetes; Helotiales; Sclerotiniaceae
Exons: 1
Coding region: 1-1488 (495 amino acids)
Cellular component (GO): intracellular anatomical structure; catalytic step 2 spliceosome
Molecular function (GO): RNA binding
Source: RefSeq, a predicted model, not a curated record
AUGCUUGCUGUGAAGCCUGGAAAGGUAGAAGUUGUUGAAGCUGAAAAAGAAAAAGAAUAUGAAGGAUUAGACACUGGCGUCGCCAUUGAGGAAGUGAAAGGUAGAAAAUUUAAGGUUGAUCUAUACUACGACAAACCAGCCGACCCUAGUAACUAUCAAGAGACUAUGUUUAAAAGGAUCGCAAGUAUACAUGUCACGGAGCCUCUUCCCGGAGAUAUAUUGGUCUUUCUAGUCGGUCAAGAAGAGAUUGAAUAUAUGCAAACAAGGCUUGAGGCACUUGGCGAAUCACUGAGCAAAGAAGUACCAAAAAUCAAGGUCAUUCCUUUAUAUGGUGCUCUUCCACCAGAUGCUCAACAAUUAGCAUUCGAUCCAGUUAAGGAGCCUAGAACAAGGAAAAUUGUACUAGCUACCAAUAUUGCAGAAACAUCGGUCACAGUUCCUGGUGUGCGUUAUGUCGUUGAUAGCGGUAAAGCCAAGGUUAAGAAAUACCGCACAAAGUUGGGAAUGGAAUCUUUGCUCGUCGUACCAAUCUCUAAACAGUCUGCCCUGCAGAGAAUGGGUCGUGCUGGUCGCGAGGCACCUGGUAAAUGUUGGAGAGCAUACAGCAAGGACGAAUAUGAAUCUUGGCUUCAAGAUGAAAUCCCUGAAAUUCUUCGUUGCGAUGUGCUCGAGGCAGUUCUUAAGAUGAAAGCUCGCGGAGUUCAAGAUGUUAUUAACUUUCCGCUCAUGGAUGCUCCGGAUGUAGAAGCAAUGAAACAUGCUAUAUUCCAACUCAACGCCAUGGGAGCGCUCGACGAUGAAGGCAAUUUAACCGUCGACGGCAAAAAAAUGGCAAGUUUUCCUCUUCCUGCUGCCUACGGUCGAGCUCUCAUCGCCUCCUCAUCCCCUGAAUUCAACUGCGUUCUCGACGCCAUUGACGUUAUCUCUCUUUUGACAGCCGACUCCGAAGUUUUCAUCCAGCCAAAAUCUCAAGAACAAGAAGAGGAAGUUAACGCCAACCGCGCCGAUAUUGUUCGUCGAGAGGGCGAUCUCCUCACUUAUUUAACAACCAUGCAACGCUACGCCUCCGAAAAUACUAAUCGUUUCCAAUGGUGUAAAUCCCGCAACGUCAGCGCACGAGCCAUGAAAUCUGCGAUGCUGAAUCGUAAACAGCUGCGUCAACUUUCGGUAACCCAUGGUCUUAUCGACGCACUUCCACCACCCGAUCCUCAACCUUUUGAACCCGCUACCCCUGAAAGAGCCGAAUGUUUGAUAAAAGCAUUUCUGAGGUCGUUUGGAGAUAGAACGGCGACAUUGGCCCCGGACGGAAGUUAUGUAACGACAAAGGGGAAGAAUGCGGUGGUUAUACACCCGCAGAGUGUGCUCUGGGGAAAGAAAAUGGAGGCGAUCAUGUUCUUGGAAAAUGUUUUUAGUACGCGUAAUUGGGCAAAGAAGGUUAGUGCUGUGCAGGCGGAUUGGGUGGUAGAGGCACUAGGGGGGUGGAUGUGA